Messenger RNA from Spodoptera exigua (beet armyworm), 865 nucleotides. The record is from the annotation of a GenBank genome assembly. NCBI's taxonomy places the organism in Eukaryota, Metazoa, Arthropoda, Insecta, Lepidoptera, Noctuidae.
UGAAACUUUCGAUGACGUUCCAAUUUUGACAGUGACAAAAGAAAUUGGUAUUCACCGCAUCAAACCGUGACUUUCAUAAUUUGUUUUAGUAUCUAAAUAAUUGUUAAGUUUGUAGUGAAAAUUCAUUAAACAUGGCAGCAUCUGUAGUGAACGCAUACAGCGACCCUUGUAUUCCUGAAUGGAUGAAUGCACCGCACAGCACAGGAACCUCAAUCAUGGCGUGCGAAUUCAAUGGUGGUGUGGUCAUCGGCGCCGACUCUCGUACCACGACCGGCGCUUACAUUGCCAACAGAGUGACCGACAAACUCACUAGGAUUUCCGACCAUAUUUACUGCUGCAGAUCAGGGUCGGCCGCUGACACCCAAGCCAUUGCUGAUAUUGUAACUUAUCAUUUGAAUUUCCUCAAGAUGGAGCUGGGUGAGCCUCCCCUAGUUCACACAGCCGCUGCUAUGUUCCGUGAACUUUGCUACAACUACCGUGAUUCCUUGGUCGCUGGUAUCCUGGUUGCCGGCUGGGACAAGAAGAAUGGAGGACAAAUCUACUCUGUCCCCAUUGGUGGUAUGGUGCAACGUCAACAAGUUUCCAUUGGUGGGUCCGGUUCAAGCUAUGUGUAUGGUUACGUGGACGCCAACUUCAAACCGAACAUGAGCAAGGAGGAAGCUAUCAAGUUUGUUACCAACACCCUGACACUUGCCAUUCUUCGUGACGGCUCAUCUGGAGGUGUUGUGAGGCUCGGAGUCAUCACUGAAGCUGGUGUUGAACGCUCUGUCGUCUUAGGCGACCAGCUACCUAAAUUCUAUGAGGGCUAAUUUACAUUUGCACUUUGUACUUUUAUUUUGUAAGUAAUAAAACUUUUUGGAAACAA